Nothobranchius furzeri (turquoise killifish) is the source of this 4215-nucleotide messenger RNA. NCBI's taxonomy places the organism in Eukaryota, Metazoa, Chordata, Actinopteri, Cyprinodontiformes, Nothobranchiidae. The record is from RefSeq and is a predicted model, not a curated record.
CUUGUUUCUUGUUUCUCUUGGAUGCAGCAGCUGAGCAGUGAAGGAUGCUGAUGCUUUUGUGGCUGAAAAUCCACCUGCCUUAUAUAGUCCAGGACUUACAAUGACCGGAAACACCAAAGGAGCAGGAAGGGCAGGUUCCUUUUGCAAUCCUGCAUCACAUCAGAAUGAGGCUUUUCCACCCGGGUCAUUAUCUGUGGUGUAACGUUCACCAUCAUCAAUAGCCUUGAGGGGGAGGAAGGAGAAAGAAGGAGGAAAAGCCACUUUUGUGUAAAGUGAAAGGCAGUGAUGUCACCUGUAAGUAUGCUGCUGUGUGACAGAGUGGGGAAUUCUCAGUAACUCCUCCUUUACACAAACAGAUCAUAUUUAAGGCAAACCUUCGUCCCUCCUUCAGCACAACUCAGCUUUCCAUCAGUCUGAACAACUUCAACAGAAACACCAUGGCAGCCUCAAACGGUUUUCCUGCCAGUUUCUAUGGAGAACCAGGAGUGUUAGGAAUGUUAUCCAAUGGGAUCAGUGCAUUCCUUGUACUUCUACAGAACUUCAGCACAGCUCACACUGGCAUUAAACCAGUUGGAGUGGAGAACAUACUUGCAGGUGUUCAUCUCAUCCUGAUUGGUGGUUUGUGCCAGCUGGUGGCUGGACUGCUCUCCUUUAGAAAGUACGAUCACCUGAGUGGCACUGCCUUCAUCGGCUACGCUGCCCUUUGGGGUAGCUAUGGGGCGACCAGAAUCUACUAUGGUGCUUUAUUUAACAAUCAGACUAUACCAUCAGUGUCAGAGCACAUGUUCAAUGGUUCAACCACCAACAUGAUGGUCAACACUUCUCUUCAAAACUCAACACAGUGCCACUUAUGUGUGUCCAUAGAAGAGUCAGCCAUUGCUGGUCUGAUCCCUUAUAUCCUUCUGUCCUUUAUCCUGGCAUUUUGCUCUGCCACGGUCAACUACAUCAUGCCUUUUGUUUUUGGAGCCAUCACGGCCACUUUGAUCUUUGAAGCAGCAGCUCUGGUGACAGGCCCUUGGGCUCUGGUGGUCUCUGGGGUUCUGGAGCUGCUCAUUUUGAUCUUUGCCAUCUAUGGUUCAGCUGCUCUACUCAUCAAAGGGCUGACUCAACGUCUGGUUCUUAAAGGCUUUGGGACCCCCCUCUUUAAUGUUCUCCUGCUAGGAACCACCAACUCAACAGGUGCUCAGAAACCUGGUCAAGAGAAGAAGAAGAACACAAAAUAUGCAGAGCCCAUGGCCUUGGGAUUCUUCUGUGACUCUAUUGCUCCCUUCAUCGUUGCCUUCUACAGCUUUGGGUACAUGAAAUCGUUUGGUUUAGGAGUUGCAUGGGUAUCAAUCAUCUCAGUCGCCCAGCUGUUCUCCAGCUACUACGCUCAUUUGCGCCAGGAUAGCUACCACACUACAAAAUUUGGGAUUCAUGCCAUGUAUUGGCUGAUCAAGGCUUGGGAUGAGUUUGUGGCAUCUGCCCUGAUUGUGGAGCACAGUCAAGUUGUUGCUGGUAGGGAAGCCAUGGUGGGAGACUGGUUCUUUGUGGUGGCCGGCUUGGUGCUCUGUGUGGGAAGCCUGAACAUGGACACUCUGGAGCUGAUCCACAACUUGCUCUUUGUUCUGCUCACAGUCUCAACAAUCCCCCAGAUCCCCCUGCAGGGUUACUACAUCUUCUUUGGUGUAGCCUGCUCUCUCUUCACUGCAGUCUCAGUCUACGGUACCUUCUCACGCCUCAUAAACACCAUCGCAGAGAAGUCUCUAAUCCCUGUGGGACCACAGCCGGUCUCCUCCGAGCAGCUGAAGAGAGCUCUGAUGUGUAGAAGGUCUCAACAGGGAGAACAAAAAGAGCUGCCCAACAGUGACCAGGCCUCAGAUGCUCUGUUUUAUCUCACCAACGGGGUUGCAGCACUUUCAGCUCUUCAUUCAGAAGUGUCAAGUGGGAACCCUUCAUUCCUUCAUCUGACUGUCCCCUGGGUCCUCAUCUCUGGAGGCAUCAUUCAGACCUAUGUCAGCAGGCUACAAGUCACCGGAGAGGGCCGGUUUGGAUCAGUCAUCUCAUCCAUCUACGUGGUUGCAUGGGCAACUUGGACGUGGUUUCGAUUUGCAGGUAUGUCAGCAUAAAGUAUGAGCAAAAUACAUUUUUUCUGACUGAUUUGAACAAUAUUCUCAUCAGGAGUUAUUGUUCUACAGGUUUUCAGCUUCAGCUCCCCGUCCAGGCAGCCUAUAGAUUCACAGCUGGAGGCGUUGCUUUACUGGUCAUUAAUGCCUUCCUCAUGCUGAUUGGUAAGGUCUAGUAUCUGCUUUCAGUGCUGGAAAUCACAAUUUUUAUUCAUUCAUAAUUUUGUACUUUUGUUUCUUCUAUUAGCUGCUUAUAGGAACGUGGUUCUGUUGUUUCUAACAACAAUCAUGGAGGUUGUUCUUGUCUGCUUCCUUCUCUCCACCCUGCACAGACUUCCAUACCAACUUGAAAGUGAGUUAAAACCGCCUGUUAUAAACUUUAUGUAUUUACGAUACUGACUCUCAUCAGAACAAAUAAAGUCUAACAUCCAGAAACGAUGUAUUGCAGUUGCCAUGCUUGCAUUGGUAUCCAUCAUUUGCUUUUAUGGCACCUUGGCUUCACUGAUGAACUGCAUCUUCUCACAAAGAGUGAUCCCAAUGGGUCCUCCCAUAAUAAAGGUAAUGACUGAAGUUUAGAUUGACCUACCUUUAAGAAUCAGCAUGAAUAAUUAAUAAAAAUGUGUGUGUGUGUUGUUUUAGGAAAAAGUGAAACAGGAAGCUUGUGACGAGCCGUCCUGUCCGGUGGCUAGCUCGCGUCUCACCAGCGGUCUGUUGAAGAUAGCUCGACUUCUCGAGGACGGGGGUGUGUGUGGUAUUCCCACAGAUACUGUGUACGCUCUGGCUGCUUCCUGCAAGAAUCCUCAGGCGAUAGAAAAAAUCUACAACAUUAAAGUAAGAAGAUAGAGGAGGCUUGUUUAACAGCAAUAUACAUUUUCAUGAAGUCACCAUCUUGUUGAAUUGGACCUUUUGCAGGACAGACCUGCAGAGAAGCCUAUAUGCAUUUGCAUCUCCAGUGUGGAACAGCUGGUUGCAGCCAGGCCUCCUUUCAGCCCUCUGCUGUGGGAAUUCAUGAGGAAUGUGUAUCCUGGAGGCAUCAGCUGCAUUGUCAGCAAAGGAGACUGGCUUUACAGACUAGGUCAGCAGUGUAGAGUGUUUGAAUGUUGAGUGGCAGAAUUCUGUAUCAGUAUUCAGUUUUUACGUGAACUUUAACCUCAUUUCUGUAGGAGUUGGACCUGCUUAUGACCGUGUUGGUACCAGAGACAGCAUCAUGAUCCGUGUCCCAGACCACACCGUGACCUGCCACCUAUGUGACAUCACUGGACCCCUGGCCAUAACAUCAGCCAAUCCCAGUGGAGAAUCAGACAGCACCCACCACAGCAUGGUCAUUAAGUAAGAGUCUCCUCAAAGAAGUUUAAUGCAAACUAACAAACAACACAUCUCUAACACUUUUAGCACCAUGCACUAAUUACUGUUUCAAACUGCUUCUUUUGCUGCAGUCGACUGGGACACAAGAUCCAAGGAGUACUUUGUGAUGGUGACUCGAAUGAAGUAGUUGCUUCAACUGUGGUCAACUGCCUGAGGAUUGAUGAAGGUAAGGGGCCAUGAUUUCUUCCUACUGGGGCUGUUUAAGGUCAAGUUUCUAACUGAAGCUCUUCUAACCUUCGUUCAGGAGUCAUCACCAUUGUGAGAGAAGGCUGUGUCCCUGCUAUCAAAGUCCAACAGAUCUUUGACAGACUGAAGAACUCCAUGAUUUGAGUGUCUCUUAGCGAAGACUGUCUACCUGGCUGAUCACCUUCAAGUCAACUUGUCUAACCCAAGCUGUGCUUUGCUUUUCAUACUGACAAACAGCAAAAGAGGGAAAAGAAAACUAAAGAUGUGUGUUUAUAUGGAUGUAACUUUUGUGUCUUAGUGGAUGCAUAGAUAGAUGGCUAAUUCAAAAGUCAUCUUAAACUGCAUGAAGUCCACAAUGUUUUGCAUUAUUUAUAUAUUUAUUGUUAUAUUUAUUUUCAAAAUAUAUCAACACAAACACUUUGAAUGUGUAAAUAAGUAUUUAUGUUUUUUUAAUUUAUAAUGUUUGAACUCAUUGUAAAACAGAAUGUCUUUGUGUGGUUUCUGCAUUGAAGUGCUCUCAUGCAUUAAUUUAUUUGUGCAAUAAAACAACUAAAGUUUA